Trichobilharzia regenti is the source of this 2580-nucleotide messenger RNA. Lineage: Eukaryota; Metazoa; Platyhelminthes; Trematoda; Strigeidida; Schistosomatidae. The record is from the annotation of a GenBank genome assembly.
AUGCGCAUGACAGCUGCUAGUACAACUAGACUUACCAAUAAUAACGGAUUGUCUGAUAAAAUAUUAAUUAGUGAUUAUCAUUUAAGUGAACCGAUCACUGUGGAUACACAAUCAUCUAUGGACGUGGAUUCAUGUGGAACAACAACACAAUGGGAUACAUCGUCUGCCUCGAAUAGUCAGUCAACUUUGCAUAAUGAUCAAAUCAGCAUGAACAGAAAUGAUUUAAGUGUGAAUGUAACGGCGUUGAAUACUACUACCACAGCUAACAAUAUUAAUAAUAAUAACAGUAAUACAUCGAACACUACUCACAGAAUGAACACAUCACUAUCCUACAUACCACCAGGAUUAAUAUCUGUGUUAAAUGAAUCGAACUGUCUAACUGUUUGCGCUAUUGGACAUUUUUCAAUCGGUCAUACUUGGGGACCGUAUCUUAUUCAUAUUGGUUCAGAACUUAGACAAAAGUUGACAGCAUUUUCAACAGAAUUGGAUCCUGACUUUUUAAUUACGUUAUCUGUAAAAAGUAAAGACGCUAAUUAUGAAAAUGUAAAUAGUUUAAUUGUCGGAGAAGAACACACCUGGAUUAGAGUUAUCCAUGAAACUGGACUUCGUUCUGAAAAAAAUGAAUACAAUCUGGAUAUUUUAGUAGAUCCCAUUUUAAAAACAAUCACGUUACAAGUCAAAUCAGAUAUUAAUCCACAAGACUCAUUGAUAGGUGUAGUACGCAUUGUAUCAGGCAAUCACAAAGUAUCUGAUCAAAUUACAAUGUCCAGUUGUCACUCGUCUACUCUAUUUAGUAGUACAAAGUCAAUGGCAUCUUCAACUCCACCAUCGCUGUCAGCUAACACAACAUCUACUGGACCAAGAAGAGAUAAAAAGUGUACACAUUGUGGAAUAUCCUUUUCGAAUAUGGAUACUUUAAAUGCGCAUAUGACACAUUACUGUUCUAGAAGACCUGGAUUAAUUUCAUCCAAUACAGCAACAGCAACAACAGCAACAACAACUAUUAUUCAACCGUCAACAUCAGUGACUAUCACGUCUGCUGAAGCUUCGACAAAUAACAAAACUCCAGUUAAUAAAUUUAGUCAAAAUUCUACAAGUACUCAACGACAAAAUUCAUCACAGUCUUCUGGAGGCAUUUCAGGAAACUUCAAUUCUAAUAUCAAUUCAUGCAAUCCAGUUCCUACUGUCAGAUACUCAACCGUCGAAGAAAAUGGUAUUUCAGGAUUGAAUUCAUUAACACCAAUCCCUGAAAUAUCGACAUACGAUUCAGUACAAAUGAAUAAUUUAAUUAAUCCUACCCUAUUAAACUUAUUUGGAGUAAAUAAUGGCAGUGAUAUUUCACAAAUUUUUCAAAAUCCCAUAGCCUCCUUUAUGCUUCCUAUGUUAUCUCGUCUUAUUCCACCACUCCCACCCCCACCACAACCUACUACUCCUAAUGCAACAGGGGAUCCUCCCAAUCAAUCUAACACUAAUGCCUUAUCUCCUACACUGUUAACUUCCAUGAAACGUCCAUCUUUAGCACCAGAGAAACUGAAAAGCAAUCAUUCAUCUGAUGCUUCAUCAUCAUCAUCAUCAAAUAAUUUCUGUGAAACUCGUGUUAGUCCAACUCAAACCAUUGCACAUAUUAAUCAAAAUAGUAACGCUGAUAGAAAUUUAACUGACCAACACACACCGAAGGUUCUGUUUUGUCCUAACUGUCAACAGCUGUACACAUCUCAGUAUCUUUCAACAAUGACCUCGAAAGCAAGUGUUGAUAAUAUUUCACGUCAAAAUGAAACAAUAUGGAAUUUAUCCCAACUGUCAGAAGCUGCCCAUCGAUUUGGGCUUAUUUUAGCUGCACCACUGGUCACUGCAAACGGUUUACAGUAUAUUCCUGUGAAUUUAUCUUCCAAGCUUACUAAUCGGUCUAGCACAGAAAAACAGCACCCUCAACCAAUAAAUAAGAAGAGACAGUCUACCACACCGAAUCCAUCAUGUGAAAUUACCAAUGAUUCAUUGAAUUCUGUCAAUAUUACUUCCCCUUCCCUUUCUUCUUCUUCUUCAGUAUCUUCUUCUCUGAUAAAUCCUCCCGGUAACAAGCCUCGGGAUGCUCCAAUGUCUAGGUUAAAUACUCCUAACAUUUUAGAUUUGUCUAUCAACCCGCAUAACCCUCAACUAUUGAAUUCCCUCGCUCUGUAUAAUGCUAUCAAUGAAUUCAGAGAUGUUCAACACCAGGAACAAUCAGAUCCAAGUUAUUUAUUUUCCCCACAGUUAGUUCCACCAGGGAAAAGAGAUAUUCCGGAUGCGAUGAAGGAUUCCAGUCAUUAUGCUAAUCGAAGCCAUCAUCAUCAUCAGCAUCAUUUGUCUAACAUGAAUUCAUCACAGAAACUCCUUGGAAAUACAGAAGAUACACGUGCUAAUCGUUUGCCUAUAUCGAAUAAUCAAAAGUCAAAUGGGGAUAGUCCAGCGCCUACAGAAAUGAGCUUACUUCAAGCCUUUUCUAAUAUUCUAUCUUAUACAAAUGAUUUGCUGUCUAACUCACAGUCUAUACCAUUCCAUUUAAUAUUAAUCAAUUAUUACUCAUGUUGUAUGCAUCGUUAG